UGUGCAACAGACGGGGUUAGUCUGUAUCAACCGAGCGGGACUUGAUCAGCCGAUGACUCCAAAGGACACGUUGUACAGGAUUUAACUUGUCUACAUUUACGAAAUGCGCCUUACUUGGAAACGAUGGACUGUGUGCACCAUUAGUAUUCUCUUGAUUUUUUACAAGACGAAAGACAUAACAACAAGAAGUGGGGAACAUCAGGAAGCCCAACUCAAAGGGGAUGGUGAGCUAAUAGCCUUCAGACUAAUGGUCAAUAGCUCGGAGAAAAGCAGCGGGAGGGUCGUGCCCGAUGUCCCCCAGCCCUCGGCGGACGGCUGGCGGGUCAACUCCUCGCUGGUGCUAAUGAUAAGAAAGGACAUCUUACGAUUCCUGGACGCUGAGCGGGACGUGUCCGUGGUGAAGAGCAGCCUGAAGCCCGGCGACACCAUCCACUAUGUACUGGACCGGCGCCGGACGCUCAACGUGUCGCAGACCUUACACAAGCUGCUUCCUGAGGUCUCUCCUCUGAAGAACCGGAGGUUCAAGACCUGUGCUGUCGUUGGAAACUCGGGGGUGCUGCUAAGUAGCGGAUGUGGCCAGGAGAUCGACAGCCACGACUUUGUAAUACGAUGUAACCUGGCCCCACUGGCGGAGUUUGCGGACGACGUCGGCCUGCGCUCCGACUUCACCACCAUGAACCCGUCGGUCAUCCAGCGGGCGUACGGGGGCCUGCGCAACGCCACGGACCGCGAGCGCUUCGUGGAGCGGCUGCGGGCGCUCAACGACAGCGUGCUGUGGAUCCCCGCCUUCAUGGUGAAGGGCGGCGAGAAGCACGUGGAGGGCGUCAACGAGCUCAUCUUGCAGCGGGGCCUGCGCGUGCGGACGGCCUACCCCUCGCUGAGGCUCAUCCACGCCGUCAGGGGGUACUGGCUCACCAAUAGAAUUCACAUCAAACGGCCAAGCACUGGAUUACUCAUGUACACCUUGGCCACUCGUUUCUGUGAUGAGAUUCAUCUCUAUGGCUUCUGGCCCUUUCCCAAAGACACACAUGGGAACCCAGUGAAGUACCACUACUACGACACACUCAAAUAUCGCUACUUCUCCAACGCAGGGCCGCACAGGAUGCCAUUGGAGUUCAAGACUCUGAAAACAUUACACAGCAAAGGUGCACUGAAGCUGACGACCUCAAAGUGCGUGCAACCUUGAAGUACUCCUUGCACGCAACCUUGAAGUGUGCUGAUCAUGAUGUCGUUUGGUGGCAUGCGUGAUUGAUAUGCUAUGUGGAGGAGAAUGUAUGUACUCAUUAAGAGAUCAUGGAAGAGACUCAAUAGGCCAUGCCUCAGCUUAUCAAGAGAACAGGUACUGAGUAUGUUGCCUGAGUGCCUUCAGUAUUGAAACCGUUGAAUGACUGGAUGUUAAGACUGUUCGAUAAUAUAAAUUGUACUUUGGAUGCAGUACAUCUCUAAGGAAUUCGAAUUCUGAGUUCUAUGACCUCUUUCAGAGUCAGACACUGUAAUUUCCGCAGUCACUUCUGGUUACAUGGAACCAUUACACAUAAAAUACAAUAUUCUGAAUUCCCCUGGUUGUCUUUAGUAUACACAGAUAGAAGGUUAUAUGCCAAACGACCUAUUGAAGCAAUUUGGAUGUUCUAAAAGGGACUGGGUUCCCUUAAUUUUAAACCCAAAGACGGUAAUUUCUGUUUCAUUUGACAUUUCUUUGAAAGAUUGUAUUGUUCUUCAAUGCUGUACUUUUUAGAAGUUAGAGGCCUCAGGUCAAAAAUUAUUUUUAUAUGUUUAGAUAGUAGCCAAUGUGAAAUUUCACACAUACUAUUUAUAUGAUUGAUUCAGCUUCUUACACUAAUGUGCAUUUGCCUGGAUAAAUUUCCCCUUUUGUAAAACCUGGAUGUAAAACAUUGCUGAAUGUACAACUGCCUAAGCGGUGUGGGCUAUACUGUCUUGUGUGCUGUAGAUGAUAGGAAAAAAAUAUUACUUAAGAGUAUUAAAAUUACCGUCAGUCUGAUUCUGACACUUGUCUCUCACUCUUCUCCAUCCUGAUGUCAUCAUAGGCAAUAGAUUACACAAGGAGUGUAACACCAAUCAUACUGUUUCCGUCAUCUGAAUUCUUGUGCCAACUGACAGGCUUGCUUUUGUGAGUCAUGACUGAAUAAGAUCAUUAUAUUAUUGGGCAUACACCUUUUGCAUUCAAAUAGUGAGGUCAUGUCUUUAGCUGCUGGUGUUGGUACAUUGAGCUAGUCUGUCAUACAUGGUCAUCCCUCACAGCAAUGUUGAAAAACAAUUUUUGACCCAUGUUGAUCAGGCUUUGUUGUGUUCCAUCCAAGUAGGCCUAUGUGCUGUUGAGGGAACAGAAUUGCCAGAGGGAAUUGCAUUUAAUUUUCUUUCCUGCAUAAUUUGUCUUUUAAGGUCAAAACCACUCAAGUCAGGUAUCAACAAUGUGAUUAUGUACAUACAUGGUAGUCUAUUGAAUAUAGAGCAACAGGAAUGAAUUGGAAUGUCUCUACAUUUAUGUAAUGAUUAUGUAAGUAAUAUACUGUGAUCUGCCUUUUGUAAAGAAUAUCAGUAUUCAUUUAGAAUGAAUAAGGAAAAGGUAAUUUAGAUAAUGAUGUGCAUCAUGCCUUUUAUUGUAAUAUAUUUAUUUAUUCUUUAUUCAUGUGGAAUUUGCUGUGUUAUAUAUUAUUUUUUAUAGGUUCAUAUGUCUGUAAUUUAUAUUAAUGUAAUGUUUUUGUACUUUGAAUCAAAACCGACUUAAGGUGUUGAAUGUGAUAGGUAGCCUAUAGGAUUUGGAUCAUUUGUAAAAGAAAUUUGAUACUUUCCCCCCUUACAUUUUAGUUAGUUUUUGUUUGAAUUUGUUUUUAUCAAAUUUCUAUGUUUGUGAAAAUGCAUUUUAGAAAUGUUGAUUAAAUAUGAAUAUUUACUAUGGAA
Sardina pilchardus (European sardine) is the source of this 2919-nucleotide messenger RNA. It is a transcript of the gene st8sia4, whose product is annotated as ST8 alpha-N-acetyl-neuraminide alpha-2,8-sialyltransferase 4. NCBI's taxonomy places the organism in Eukaryota, Metazoa, Chordata, Actinopteri, Clupeiformes, Clupeidae. Gene Ontology annotation, biological process: oligosaccharide metabolic process; N-glycan processing. Bases 104 to 1186 code for a protein of 360 amino acids. The transcript has 5 exons. Gene Ontology annotation, molecular function: alpha-N-acetylneuraminate alpha-2,8-sialyltransferase activity. The record is from RefSeq and is a predicted model, not a curated record.